Messenger RNA from Coniophora puteana RWD-64-598 SS2, 348 nucleotides. RefSeq lists its product as uncharacterized. Bases 1 to 348 code for a protein of 115 amino acids. The transcript has 3 exons. The record is from RefSeq and is a predicted model, not a curated record. Lineage: Eukaryota; Fungi; Basidiomycota; Agaricomycetes; Boletales; Coniophoraceae.
AUGAACGUAUGCAAUCGUCGAAAAGCGGAAACCCCUCGCUUCGCGGGAUCGGUGAAAGCUCGACAGCGAGUAGGAAACGUCAACGCAAGCCGCCGUCUCCUCAAGUCGCCGGCACCGGAAUCGGCCGAAGCGCCCGAGCUUGAACGCGAGGAAGGGUGCGAGGUGGUGCGGUCGGCACUGGAGCAUGUUGCAGAGUGGGUGGGGUUCCUCGCGCAUGAUGCUAUCUGCCUGGUGUCGUCGGACAGGAAACGUCAGCGAUGCGGCAAGCAAGGCCAAGACGCACCAACGAGCACCAAUGCGUAUGGAGCUCGAGGCGUCCGGGUCGCUGUUCCUGAAAUCCCGGGCUGA